AUGCCCUCCUCAAAUUCGAAUCCCAAGAAACGGCCAGCGCCCGGAGCGUCACCCGCGGUGCAAAUGGCACAGAUGCCGUUGCCCCAGCCUUACGCGCAGGCCGCACAUGCUCAGAUGCUGAACCAGGAUCUGGAUUUGUUAGGGUACAACCAAAGCGCUGAAAAUACCGUAUUUCAGGACCCAUUGAUGUAUAAUCUGAGCAAUUUCGAACCUGAUCCAAAUGCGGCUCCACAGCAGCAGCAGCCGCAACUCAACCAGCCAACCCCGGGGCUAUCAACGCAAUUAGCCCGCAGGCCCAUCAAUCGUCAACUCCCCCAAACGGGGCCGAAUCCGUCGUAUGAUGCUACUGGCGACCCUUGGGCUCAGUUUGUAGACGAUUCAAUGCACAACCAACACCCGAACCCUGGGAUGGAGACUGACAACAUCGAACUCCUGGAGGAGAGAGCUGCUAUGGCUAAGAGGGAUGCACAAGCAAAGCGAAAACAGAUCCCCCCAUUUGUACAGAAAUUAAGCAGCUUCCUCGAUGAAUCGAAGAAUACGGAGUUGAUACGAUGGUCAGAUCGAGGCGAUUCGUUUGUUGUUCUGGACGAAGAUGAGUUUGCUAAGAGAUUGAUACCCGAACUGUUUAAGCAUAACAAUUAUGCGUCAUUCGUCCGACAGCUUAACAUGUACGGCUUCCAUAAGAGGGUGGGACUUUCGGAUAAUUCAAUGAAAGCAAGCGAAAGAAAGAACAAGAGCCCCAGCGAGUAUUACAACCCAUUCUUCAAACGUGGCCACCCGAAUCUACUGUGGUUGAUCAACAAGCCAAAGGGCGGAUCGUCAAAGGCCAAAGGCACCAAGAGGCCGAAGAACGACGAUGCAGAACUAGACAGCGACGAGGAGGGAAGAGAUGGCAUCGAAGAGAUAUAUCGUGAACAUAUGCCAGGUGGCCAACGAGCUAUUUCCCAAGUACCGGAGUCGGGGCCCCUUCAGAAAAGAGAACUUGCUGUCGUUCAACACCAACUUGCGGAAAUCCAGAAGCAACAGGGCGCCAUUACUCACGCCUUAUCAGGACUUCGGAAAGAUCAUAACCAGCUCUUCCAACAGUCGCUGAAUUUCCAGCAACUACACGAUAGGCAUGAAAACUCUAUUAAUGCUAUUCUUACAUUCCUCGCUACGGUCUAUAACAGAAGCUUAGAUGGCAAUGGGCCCCAAAAUUUCGCCAAGAUGUUCGGCAGCGGGAUUCCCCACGAGCAACACAGUCAAGGCAAUGUUGUUGAGAUCGGAGGGCCUUCAAACGGGACACAAAGUAGUCCAGGAAGACGACAACCGCGGCUCCUCAUGGCCCCUCCUGCUGCCCAGGCCCGCGCGGCAUCAUCAGCGACAUCUACGUCAGCCUCAACGACUCCAAAUCGUCCUCAACAUGCGCGUAAAAAGUCGCGUAAAUCAGGGACCGUUGAAGAAUUAUUUGAGAGUUCUCCUACAGAUUCCACCACUGUCAAGUCAGAAGCAGACCAACAGCAACCCGAUAUGAUGCUAAACAUAAUCAACAACGCCAAUGCACAAACUCCCCCGAACCCUAGUGGGAUGGAAUUUCCAGAGAUGCUCUCUCACUAUGAGAAUGCCAACGGCCAAUCUCCACUCACCUCGGAGGAACGAGACAGUAUGCUCCAGCUUAUGGCCAAUAACUCCUCUGCUCCCGGAACCAACAACGCACUCGUCAGCCCAACACCUCCGGAGCCGCCUGCGUUGGAAAAUCUGGAACUCACUUCAGCUGAAAUUGACCGGCUGAUGCAGGUGCAUAGUACAACCGGGGCUCAGAUAAACGAUCUCAAAAAUAUCAUUGAGCAGCCUCUCAACCCACCUGUGUAUGGGUCUGGUCUAGAUGAUAAUAACUACAUGAACGUCAUGGAAUCUAGUGACGGGCAUAACCCCAAUGUUGAAUUUGAUCAAUUCCUUGACCCUGGAGCACUAUAUGGCUAUGACCAUCUCCACAACCCAAAUUCAAGCAUGGGAGAAGGGCAUUUUGAUCUGGGAAUGGAUGGCACUACUGAUGGCGGCAUUGUAGAGACACCGUGUAGCAGUGGAGCCGCCACGCCGGAAAACAAUGGCCUGAGCGAUCUAACAGACGAUCCCAUGCGGAGUCCAAGCAGGAAGCGACGCAGAAGAUAA
Molecule: messenger RNA, 2151 nt
Organism: Venustampulla echinocandica
Lineage: Eukaryota; Fungi; Ascomycota; Leotiomycetes; Helotiales; Pleuroascaceae
Product: Winged helix DNA-binding protein
Exons: 2
Coding region: 1-2151 (716 amino acids)
Biological process (GO): regulation of DNA-templated transcription
Molecular function (GO): DNA-binding transcription factor activity; sequence-specific DNA binding
Source: RefSeq, a predicted model, not a curated record